AUGGCUCUCUUCCAGCGCAGCAAGUUCUUGGCACUGGUUCCGGCCGUUGCUCUUGCCCAAAACUCCUUCUCGGCUGCGCAGCAGCUGCAAGCAGAAGUGGCCCUUCGAACCAACAGCUCCUGGCAUUUGGGUGGCUUCUGCAUCGGCAAGGCUCCCUCCGGUACGUCGAAGGCAGCAGAGAUCACAGCCCACGUCGACUGGGAAGGCACCAAAAAGUUGGGUGAAACCGGGCCGGUGAUGCUCGUGGCCUACGACGCAC
Symbiodinium sp. CCMP2456 is the source of this 259-nucleotide messenger RNA. Lineage: Eukaryota; Dinophyceae; Suessiales; Symbiodiniaceae. The record is from the annotation of a GenBank genome assembly.